Molecule: messenger RNA, 1214 nt
Organism: Schistocerca gregaria
Lineage: Eukaryota; Metazoa; Arthropoda; Insecta; Orthoptera; Acrididae
Product: whirlin-like
Exons: 8
Coding region: 81-1214 (377 amino acids)
Cellular component (GO): stereocilia ankle link complex; stereocilium tip; plasma membrane
Molecular function (GO): protein binding
Source: RefSeq, a predicted model, not a curated record
CGCGCUUCUACCCGCGCACCAAGGACAAGAGCGUGCGCAAGGUGGAGCUGAACAUCGAGCCGGGCCAGAGCCUGGGCCUGAUGAUCCGCGGCGGCGUCGAGUACAGCCUGGGCAUCUUCAUCACCGGCGUCGACAAGGACUCGGUCGCCGACCGCGCCGGCCUCAUGAUCGGCGACCAGAUCCUGGAGGUGAACGGCCAGUCGUUCCUGGACGUGACGCACGACGAGGCGGUGUCGCAGCUCAAGUUCCACAAGCGCAUGUCGCUGCUGGUGCGCGACGUGGGCAAGGUGCCGCACUCCUGCACCGCCUACAGCGACCCCUGUUGGCAGCGCGGGGGCAGAGAGGGUGGUGGAGUUGGGAACCGCAGCGCUUAUUGCUGGAGCCGAGUUGCAGGCCGUGCUGACGGUGUGGCGGUUGGCAGGCGGUCGGUGGCGCGGAAGCCGCGCUCGGCGGCGCUGCAGAUGGUGGAGGAGAAGGCGCGCGUCGUGCUGUCCAAGGCGGAGUUCUCGACGCUCGCCUACUACCAGGAGGAGUACGCCGCGCGCCAGAUGACCAUCGAGGCCUUCGUCGCCGUCCUGCUCGAGCUGCUCAACACGCCCGAGAAGUACACACUGCUGACGGAGCUGCGGGAGGUGGUGGCUCCUGAGGACCGCAGCCGCUUCGACGAGCUGGUCUACCGCCGCGAGGCCGAGGGGCAGCGAUGCCGCGAGCUGCGAGACCUGCUGGCCACGCCCUCCAGGCACCAUCAGCAGCACCGGAAGGCGGGCGUGUCGGCGGACGGCGCGGGCAACCACGCGCUGCUUCUGUCCAACCUGCACGACCUGCCGGGCCCCGGCGAGGAGGCGCCGGUCUGCGCGGGCGGCUGGGAGGCGGGCGCCGGCGUCGGCGGCUGCGUGGGCGUGUUUUCGCAGCAGCGGCCGUGCCAGUUCCCGGUGGCCGUGGCGGCGCCGCUUAGCGAACCCGACGAGUUCAGGACGCCCAGCGAGGACUCGGGCGUGUGUCUGGGCGCGGACGGGCCCGGCUGCAGUAGGGGGGCGGCGGCCGCGGGCGGCGGGGGCGGCUGCGGGGGCGGCGCCUGGGCCUCCAGCCGGCGCGCCGCCUCCUCAGACCUGGCGCUCUCCGCCACCGACGACACCGACCAGGUACCCGCGACCGACACCGCCCCCACCCCGCGCUCCACUGCUCCCGACUUCUCCUGCUGGCCCAGCACAUAA